This is a messenger RNA of Arabidopsis thaliana (thale cress), 2151 nucleotides long. It is a transcript of the gene DL1D, whose product is annotated as DYNAMIN-like 1D. Bases 143 to 1981 code for a protein of 612 amino acids. Gene Ontology annotation, cellular component: cytoskeleton; cytoplasm. The transcript is spliced from 15 exons. The record is from RefSeq and is marked reviewed. Gene Ontology annotation, molecular function: GTPase activity; GTP binding. NCBI's taxonomy places the organism in Eukaryota, Viridiplantae, Streptophyta, Magnoliopsida, Brassicales, Brassicaceae.
GGUUAAUCAUAUUGAAAACGCCCGCUCUCUGUUUUUUCUCGUUUCUCCUCCCUUCGUUCUCGGGUCCAUCUGCGUUCGUAUCAAGUCCUUGCACUCUUCUUCUUCGUAUCUGGAUUGUUUCGAAGUUCUCUAACGAACGACAAUGGAGAGUUUGAUCGUGUUGAUUAAUACGAUACAAAGAGCAUGCACCGUAGUCGGCGAUCAUGGCGGCGAUAGCAACGCUCUAUCUUCUCUAUGGGAAGCUCUUCCUUCCGUCGCCGUCGUUGGUGGCCAGAGUUCUGGUAAAUCUUCGGUUCUAGAGAGUAUCGUCGGGAGAGAUUUUCUUCCCAGAGGAUCCGGUAUUGUUACGAGACGGCCUUUGGUUUUACAACUUCAUAAGACUGAAAAUGGAACAGAGGAUAACGCAGAGUUUCUCCACCUUACCAAUAAAAAAUUCACCAAUUUCUCUUUGGUUAGAAAGGAGAUUGAGGAUGAGACUGAUAGAAUCACUGGGAAGAACAAACAGAUUUCUUCAAUUCCUAUUCACCUCAGUAUUUUCUCUCCCAAUGUUGUGAAUCUUACUCUCAUUGAUUUACCUGGUUUGACUAAAGUUGCUGUUGAAGGACAGCCAGAAACUAUUGUUGAGGAUAUCGAAUCCAUGGUUCGCUCAUACGUCGAAAAGCCUAACUGUCUUAUACUGGCAAUAUCUCCUGCUAAUCAAGACAUAGCUACAUCCGACGCGAUGAAGCUCGCGAAAGAAGUGGAUCCAAUAGGUGAUAGAACGUUUGGAGUUUUGACAAAGUUAGACUUAAUGGACAAGGGAACUAAUGCAUUGGACGUUAUCAACGGAAGAUCUUACAAGCUGAAAUAUCCUUGGGUUGGGAUAGUGAACCGUUCACAAGCCGACAUUAAUAAGAAUGUCGACAUGAUGGUUGCAAGAAGGAAAGAGCGAGAGUACUUUGAAACCAGUCCUGACUAUGGUCACUUAGCCACAAGAAUGGGCUCAGAAUAUCUUGCAAAGCUCCUCUCUAAGCUCUUAGAAUCUGUUAUAAGGUCACGUAUUCCAAGUAUCCUAUCCUUGAUAAACAACAACAUCGAGGAACUCGAAAGAGAGUUAGACCAAUUGGGCAGGCCUAUCGCUAUUGAUGCUGGAGCUCAACUAUACACUAUCUUGGGAAUGUGUAGAGCAUUCGAAAAGAUAUUCAAAGAGCAUUUGGAUGGCGGGCGUCCCGGAGGUGCACGGAUCUAUGGAAUCUUUGACUACAAUCUUCCAACAGCCAUAAAAAAACUUCCAUUUGAUCGUCAUCUUUCAUUGCAAAGUGUUAAGAGAAUUGUCUCAGAAUCUGAUGGCUAUCAACCUCACUUGAUAGCACCAGAAUUAGGUUAUCGUCGUCUUAUUGAAGGAUCCCUAAAUCAUUUUAGAGGUCCAGCUGAAGCUUCUGUGAAUGCUAUUCACCUUAUCUUAAAAGAGCUUGUAAGGAAAGCAAUCGCAGAAACUGAGGAGCUAAAACGUUUCCCUUCACUACAAAUUGAGUUAGUUGCUGCAGCAAACUCAUCAUUAGACAAGUUUCGUGAAGAAAGCAUGAAGUCAGUUCUUAGAUUAGUCGACAUGGAAUCUUCAUAUCUAACGGUUGACUUCUUUCGCAAGCUUCAUGUAGAAAGCCAAAACAUGUCUCUUUCUUCACCAACAUCAGCAAUAGACCAAUACGGUGAUGGGCAUUUCAGAAAGAUAGCUUCAAAUGUAGCUGCUUAUAUCAAGAUGGUUGCAGAGACACUUGUUAACACUAUUCCUAAGGCUGUUGUUCAUUGCCAAGUCAGACAAGCGAAACUCUCUUUGCUUAAUUACUUCUAUGCACAGAUUAGUCAGAGUCAGGGGAAACGAUUGGGACAGUUGCUAGAUGAGAACCCGGCAUUGAUGGAAAGGAGAAUGCAAUGUGCAAAGAGGCUCGAGCUAUACAAGAAGGCUAGAGAUGAGAUUGAUGCAGCGGUUUGGGUUCGAUGAACGAAGCCGGUUUGAUUUUAUUGGUUGACAUAUUAAACCUUUUAAGUUGAUAAACAGACAACUAUUGUAGUACUUGUGGUUAUCUCCGGUAUAAUCGUUGCUAUUUCUUGCACACACAAAAUUAACUUAAGUUUUUUACUUGGUAAUAAAAUUUCCUUUUCUUUGACCCA